Messenger RNA from Manihot esculenta (cassava), 1631 nucleotides. RefSeq names its product tropinone reductase homolog At5g06060. The coding region runs from base 473 to 1291 and encodes 272 amino acids. Lineage: Eukaryota; Viridiplantae; Streptophyta; Magnoliopsida; Malpighiales; Euphorbiaceae. The record is from RefSeq and is a predicted model, not a curated record. The transcript has 7 exons. Gene Ontology annotation, molecular function: oxidoreductase activity.
UGAAGAAUCAAACUGACCCACCUUUUUCCUCAAGGAGAUCCCUUCUCCUCCAUUUUCUCUUUCUACUUUUCUUUUUCUUCUUCUGUUUACUGUCUCUCUCUCUUCGAUUUCUUCCUCUCCCAAUCACCAUAUCAAGUAAAAUUAGUCUCUUUAGAUUCCUAUGCUCGUGAACUUCGCAUAGAUACUAGGAUUAUUCACCGUCGUUGUUUGGGUUGCACCAAUCAAAUAUUCAAAGUUCAUGAUCUUUUACAUUCUCUCUAAGAUUUCUCCCACACCAGAUAUUCUAUCCAAAAUCUGAAACUAUCAACGUGUUCUACUCAUCGAGAGCUUCGUGUAGACACCAAUUUCAUAAUUUUUCGGCAACAAAAAAUUUUAGAGAUCCAACGAUACCUUCAUUUUGGAGAAAUUCUACCGGAAUUUAAGUCCAAACCGGCUCAGGGACUGAUCUUCAAAAAGAUCACAGAACAGAAUCAUGGCAAAGGCAGAGAGCAGUUUCAAGCAGCCAAGGUGGUCUCUUCAGGGAAUGUCCGCUCUUGUCACUGGCGGCACUCGCGGAAUCGGAAAUGCAACGGUGGAGGAGCUUGCUGGGCUAGGAGCUAGAGUUCACACAUGUUCAAGAAAUGAAGCAGAGCUAAGUAAGUGCUUGAAAGAGUGGGAAGCCAAGGGUUUUGUGGUCACUGGAUCAGUUUGUGAUGUAACAUCUCGGGCCCAGAGAGAGAAGCUAAUUGAGCAAGUGGGUUCCCUUUUUAAUGGCAAUCUCAACAUUUUUGUUAAUAAUGUUGGCAAAUAUAUGUGGAAAGCAACUACUGAGUUCUCUGCUGAAGAAUUUUCAGAACUCCUGAACAUUAACUUUGAAUCUGCAUACCAUCUGUGCCAACUUGCACAUCCUCUUCUAAAAGUGUCUGGAGCAGGAAGCAUUAUAUUCAUUUCCUCUGUCGCUGGUCUUGUGCACAUUGGUCAUACCGGAUCAAUUUAUUCAUCAGCCAAAGCUGCAAUUAAUCAGCUUACAAAAAAUUUGGCUUGCGAGUGGGCGAAAGACAAUAUCAGGACAAAUUGUAUUACGCCAUGGGUUAUCAGAACCUCACUUGUGGAAAAUUUGCUUGAUGGGAAAGAGUUAUUGGAUAAAAUAGUCUCUCGAACUCCUCUUCAACGCCUUGGAGAACCAAAAGAAGUCUCAUCUUUGGUUGCAUUCCUUUGCCUGCCUGCUGCUUCUUACAUUACUGGACAGAUUAUUUCGGUUGAUGGAGGUUUGACUGUGAAUGGAUUUGAUCCUGUUAUGAAACUAGAUUGAGCAAAUCAGGCUGUUAUGGCUGAGGAGAUCAGAGAAAAAAUAAAUAUGGGAAUUGUUUGAAUAACAUAGCAUUGUAAUUUGCAGAUGCUCAAUUCAUUUCUUUAUGAUCCCCUUCAGUGAUCCAUUGUUUCCGCAACUAUUGGUAUCAGAGUUGAGUUUCAAAGUGCGCAGUGCUUCAAAUUCAGCUUCCUCCUCCUCUUCCUUUAUUGAAUCUAGGGUUUUCUUUUAUUCUCUCUCAUUUCUGGAAUCUGGGAACAAUUGAGAAGCUUUCUGCCAACCAGAAUCUUAUCUGUAUUUUUUUUUCCCCACUUGAAAAUGCACAUUUGUCCUACAUUUUAAA